CCCGCGAGCCUAGCUGUGGCUGCCUCGCUCCUGCUUUUUGUUUCCAGAAAAGCAGCCAAAUUAGCUGCUACCAAUGUGCACUCUUGGGGAGACGCAAGUACUGCUUUUGAUGCAGCUAUUAUUUCGUUGGACCACUCAGGCUCUGGCUCAGACUCCAACUCCCUUCUUCACCUUCCCCCUGAAAGUCUCCCCAAUCAAGCUACGUGGGGCUUCGCGUCGCCCACCCCCAUUAACUGCAUCGCUAGCUGCACCACUUGGGAAUGAAUCCGGGGGACGCCUGCGGGAUGUGGCUGCAGAGGGGCUGGCUUUAGCGCUGGACCCAACGAGGGGAUUGGUCAACUUCUUGCCCAUGAUAGAUAAUUUGCAAGGGGACUCUGGCAGGGGCUACUACCUGGAGAUGCUUAUUGGGACCCCGCCACAGAAGCUGCAGAUUCUUAUUGAUACUGGGAGCAGUAACUUUGCUGUGGCAGGUGUCCCUCAUUCAUAUACAACUUCAUACUUUGACAUUGAGAAGUCCAGCACAUAUCGUUCCAAAAACUUGAAUGUCAAUGUUAAAUAUACUCAAGGAAGCUGGACAGGUUCAGUUGGUGAAGAUGUGGUUAUCAUUCCUAAGGGAUUCAAUAGUACUUUUCUUGUCAACAUUGCUGUCAUUUUUGAAUCAGAAGAUUUUUUUUUACCAGAGACUAAAUGGAAUGGAAUACUAGGACUUGCCUAUGCCAUGCUAGCCAAGCCAUCAAGUUCAUUGGAGACAUUCUUUGAUUCCCUUGUGAAGCAAGCGAAGAUUUCCAAUAUUUUUUCCAUACAGAUGUGUGGUGCAGGAUUACCAAGAGACAGAACUGGUACCAAUGGAGGUAGUCUUGUCAUGGGAGGAGUUGAACCAAGUUUAUAUAAAGGUGACAUAUGGUAUACAACAGUUAAAAAGGAAUGGUAUUACCAGAUUGAAAUUCUGAAAUUGGAAAUUGGAGGACAGAACCUCAAUUUGGAUUGUAGUGAGUACAAUGUAGAGAAAGCCAUCGUAGAUAGUGGCACCACUCUGUUGCAUCUGCCUCCAAAAGUUUUUAGUGCUGUGAUUGAAGCAGUCUCCCACAUAUCUUUGAUUUCAGAAUUUUCUGAAGGAUUUUGGACUGGUUCUCAGCUUGCAUGCUGGAAAUAUGAAACACCUUGGUCAUAUUUUCCCAACAUUUCCAUAUACCUGAGAGAUGAGAACUCCAGCAGAUCAUUCCGCAUCACCAUCAUGCCUCAGCUUUAUAUUCUUCCUAUAUUGGGAAUUGACCCAAAUUAUGAAUGUUACCGAUUUGGCAUCUCAUCUUCUACUAAUGCUCUUGUAAUUGGUGCUACAGUCAUGGAAGGUUUCUAUGUUGUGUUUGACAGAGCUCAGAAGAGGAUAGGAUUUGCAUUGAGUUCCUGUGCAGAAGUUGAUGGUGUUCCAGCAUCUGAGAUUUCAGGACCUUUCUCAACAGAUGACAUAGCAAACAGCUGCAUCCCUGGUUCACCUUCAAAAGAACCUAUUUUGUGGAUUGUCUCAUAUGCCCUUAUGAGUUUGUGUGGAAUUAUCUUCCUCGUAUUAAUCUCACUGUUGUUUCCAUCCUGCUGUAUACAUUGCUCUCGUGAUCCUAAUUUAGUCAAUGAUGAAUCAUGUCUAGUCCAGCAUCGCUGGAAAUGACCAUCUUGAUCCAGACCCAAGGAAUUUGGGGGUCUACUAUUAACAGUUAAAGUGAAAAAUGCAACAACAAAGAAUACAAGCCAAGGUUUUCUUCUAUAUACAUUAGAGAGUCAAAUCAUUGUUUGGUUGCUGUAUUACCAUCCAGAUUCCUAUGUCUUGAGCCUUAACUUAAAGUUUAGAAACCUCAAGGGGUGAAAAGCUAUCCUAAACCAAAAUAUUGUAAUUGGGCUUCAGGUUCUAUGUUUGUGACUCAUUAUGCAGUACAAUACUGUAUGCCAGAACCUAAAGACAUGCUUGAAAAUGAAAAAUAAUAAGUUCUCUUAUACCUCAAAAUCUCUUCCAAAAUACAGAAUACGACUUCAAAUUUCAGGUAUGAAAGUAAAAUAAGAAUUUUUUCUUUAUUUAUAUUUAUUAGUGAUUUUCUUCAAUUUUUAACAUGUCUCAGUAUAAUAUAAAGAUUCAUCUUAUGAUAGCAAGAGAGACUUAAUGAGUUUACUGAACCUGCUAUUCUCCCCAUAGUUAUAAGCUCUCAAUAGGCAUUUUCAUGGCCCUUCUGUGUAUCUUGGAUGAGAGUUCUAAAAUACUUAAUGACCGUGUCACCAUUACUUGACAACCUUUACUUGUCUGUUUUUUAGCAUGAUGAGGGACGCUCUUGAUAGUAACAUGGAUACCACACAAAUAGAGGUUCUGAACUCUGAAUUGUGCCUAUCAGAAUAAUUCUAAACCAGUCAUCAUUAAAGACAUUUAUAUUCACUCACAUUAAAAACAUAAAAUACCCUCUUUGUUUCAUCUGCUUUAGUUGACAUAUUUCCCCCUUCACAAGCCAUCAGAACCGCAAAAAGUAAGUUUUCAUUUUUAGAUUUCACUCUAGUGGGUAAAUUAAAUUUCACCUUUUGGUAUGGAUAGGAGAUAUCUAUGAAUAGAUUUCAGUGGACUUAGAAGAGAGAGGUGAAAAUGAAGCAAAGGACAACUUUUUCCAGCUUUCAGAACCGUGAAAGUACUACUUCCUGUGCUCAGAUACCCCUACACCUAUACCUGAGGCUUAUACCUUAUGAUAUCGGAGGUAUAAUGAUUCUUAAUUAGCUUGGAAUAGACAAUUAACUCACUUAGGGGAUAUUCAAUUUUUAGGCAAUAAGAAAUGGAUAGAACUGACCUUUUAUAUGUAACAGUUCUCUGCUUUACUCCAGUUCCCUGGGACUUGGGAAAGUUUUCGAUUGCUACUAUUUAUUCAGUCCUUAGAUAUGGAGCUGAUGGCAGUAUAAAAUAUGAUGCAAUUAGGAUUUUGAGCAUUUGAAAUCAUUGGUUUUCAACAUUUCUCCUUACCCCUUCUCUCUGUUAUGUUAUGUCUAGUUAUCAUUGUCAGCUGAGUGGAUAUUCUCUGUAAUCACUCUGAUCUUAUGUAAAGUUCCAUGUAAAUAUUGA
Molecule: messenger RNA, 3085 nt
Organism: Trichosurus vulpecula (common brushtail)
Lineage: Eukaryota; Metazoa; Chordata; Mammalia; Diprotodontia; Phalangeridae
Gene: BACE2
Product: beta-secretase 2
Exons: 9
Coding region: 74-1663 (529 amino acids)
Biological process (GO): amyloid-beta metabolic process; membrane protein ectodomain proteolysis
Cellular component (GO): endosome; trans-Golgi network; membrane
Molecular function (GO): aspartic-type endopeptidase activity
Source: RefSeq, a predicted model, not a curated record